UCCUCGGAUCGCGGAUGGAAAUUGACGCAAGUCGUGAAAUAAGUGGAUAAUUUCACUCAAUUUUUGCCUCAUUAGCUGCCUCAGCAUUCUAUUGAGUGGCUGAGCGGGCGGAGAGUUAAAGUGAAAUGCCAGUGAAGUUCUUCCACCAGUGAAACGUUUGGGAUUUACGCCAGUCUACAUCCGUAGUUGUGAUCAACUAAUUAGAUCAACAGAUGAAAGAUGGACCUCAACAUAGUGUGGGCUCGUGAUAGUGCUGAGGGAUAUGUGAAAGGACGCAUUUCUGAAAUAGGCAGUGAUCAAGAAUUCGAGGUGCAACCACUAGAUAGUAAAUUUGCCAAGCGUGUCUGCGCUGUUCAAGACAUCUUUCCAUCGUGCGAGGGAGAACAAGAUCACGAUGAUAACUGUGAGCUUAUGUUCCUGAAUGAGGCCACUCUGCUAGACAACUUGAAGACGAGAUACUACAAAGAUAAAAUCUAUACAUACGUUGCGAAUAUACUAAUAGCUGUGAACCCAUAUAAGGAAAUUCGAGAUCUGUAUUCAUCAAGUACUAUUAAGAAAUACAAUGGGCGUUCAUUGGGCGAACUCCCACCGCAUGUCUAUGCCAUCGCUGAUAAAGCUAUUCGAGAUAUGAAAGUGCUAAAAGUGUCACAGUCGAUAAUUGUUUCCGGUGAAUCUGGCGCAGGAAAGACUGAAUCAACGAAAUAUUUAUUGCGAUACUUGUGCGAUUCUGUAGCAGCGGCUGGAACGAUUGAACAAAAAAUUCUCGAUGCCAAUCCCAUCUUGGAAGCAUUUGGCAAUGCAAAGACGACGAGAAAUAACAACAGUUCGCGCUUUGGGAAGUUCAUUGAGGUGCACUAUGAUGGAAAGUAUGCCGUCGUUGGUGGUCAUAUAUCGCACUAUUUGCUAGAGAAGAGCAGAAUAUGCACACAGAGUCCAGAAGAGAGAAACUAUCAUGUAUUUUACAUGCUAUGUGCUGGAGCACCACAGCAAUUGCGUGAAAAACUAUGUCUGGGCAGACCUGACGAAUACAAGUACUUGAGUGGAUGUACGCAAUUCUUCACAAAUAGUACCACAGACAAGAAAAUUCCGACAGCCUACAAGUCUAAGGAUCACGUGAAGCGUGGUGGAUUGAGAGAUCCUAUUCUGGAUGAUUAUAAUGAUUUUGCGAGCUUGGAUCAGGCCCUUUCGCGUUUGGGACUGUCUGGGGAGAGUAAGCUUGAGAUUUACAAGCUUGUUGCCGGGGUGCUUCACCUCGGCAACAUCUCUUUCGAAGAUAAUCCCGAAGACGUUAAAGGAGGAUGCAAAGUGUCGCCAAGUUCUGAGCAAUCGUUGACUAUCACCUCGACAUUGAUUGGUGUGGAUCCGUCAGAGUUGCGUCAGGCGCUCAUUUCUCGUGUGAUGCAGAGCAAAGGUGGCGGCAUGAAAGGGACUGUUAUCAUGGUUCCACUGAAAGUCUAUGAGGCAAAUAAUGCACGCGAUGCUCUCGCGAAGGCGCUCUAUAGCCGGUUAUUUGAUCAUAUAGUCUCCAUCAUCAACUUGAGCAUUCCAUUCAAGGCAUCGAGCUUCUACAUUGGUGUUCUCGAUAUUGCUGGAUUUGAGUACUUCACUGUGAACUCAUUUGAGCAAUUCUGCAUCAAUUACUGUAAUGAGAAAUUGCAGAAAUUCUUCAAUGACAACAUCCUGGCAAAUGAGCAGGAAUUGUACAAGCGAGAAGGGCUGAAUGUGCCUCAAAUUAAAUUCACCGAUAAUCAGGACAUUAUUGAAUUAAUUGAGAACAAAUCAAAUGGGAUAUUCAUGAUAUUGGAUGAAGAGUCGAAACUGCCAAAACCAUCGCCGGCUCACUUUACUUCAGAGGUUCACACAUCAUGGCAGGGACACUAUCGUUUGUCAUAUCCUCGAGGAUCGCGAUUGAAGGCACAUAGGAGUCUGAGAGAUGACGAGGGAUUCCUCAUAAGACACUUUGCGGGUGCUGUUUGCUACAAUACGAACCAAUUUAUUGAAAAGAAUAACGAUGCUCUGCACGCUUCUCUGGAAUUCCUGGUACAGGAAUCAGAAAACAAACUCCUGAAUCGACUCUUUGCCUCUGGCUCAUCAGUUUCCAAGGGUAAACUGAGCUUCAUCUCGGUGGGAUCAAAGUUUAAAACUCAGCUGAGUGAAUUGAUGGAGAAGCUGGAGAGAAAUGGUACGAAUUUCAUCAGAUGCAUUAAGCCAAAUAGUCGAAUGGUGGAUCAUGAAUUCGAAGGAAGUCUCUGUUUGGCGCAGCUUAAGUGUUCAGGAACUACAUCAGUGCUGGAGCUCAUGGAGUACGGUUAUCCAUCACGUGUUCCCUUUGGUGAAUUGCAUAAAAUGUACAAAUCCUACUUGCCGCCGGAACUUGCCAAGCUCAGCGCCAGAACUUUCUGCGAAGCUAUGCUUCACUCACUGAAGCUCCACGAUAAGGACUUCAAAUUCGGCAUUACGAAGGUCUUCUUCCGUCCGGGGAAGUUUGUUGAAUUUGACAGAAUUAUGCGAUCAGAUCCGGAGAAUUUGAAGGCAAUUGUGGCGAAUGUGAAGAAAUGGCUGGUGCGAUCGAGGUGGAUAAAAUCAGCAUUCUGUGCCAUUUGUGUAAUAAAGCUGAAGAAUCGUAUAAUUUAUCGCAACAAGUGCGUUCUAGUUAUGCAGAAGGUGAUUCGAGGCUAUUUGGCGCGCAAGAAGCAUCAACCUCGUUAUAAGGGAUUGCAAAAGAUUAGGGCCAUCAAGACGAAUCUGAUCAAGAUGGAAGAGGUGGCAACUCAGCUGAAGAAGGAGAAAGAUGUUAUGUUGAACCAAGUGAAAUCCCUCUAUGCUGCAAUUGAUGAGGCAACGAGGAAGAUCAAGAUGAAUCAAUCUAUCACGCCGAAGGAAAUUGAUGGGAUUUACGAGGAUCUAAUGAAGAAGAUCGAUCAGAAUACGUCAUUGCUGAAAAACAAACUGCAAGAGCAGAAGAAUGCUGAGGAACAGGAGCGACUGAGGAAGAUACAAUUGGCUCUGGAGGCAGAGAGGAAGGCUAAAGAGGAGGAAGAGCGGAAGCGUCGCGAAGAGGAGGAGAAUAGAAAAAAAAAAGCCGAAAUGGAGGCAAAGAGAAAAGCAGAGGAAGCCGCUCGUCUGAGACAAGAGGAAUUGGAUCGUAAGACAGCGGAAGCACUCCAGGCUCAACUAUGCGAAGAGGCACAUAGGGACAGCAAAUAUCGAGAGCAGUUGGAACAGGAAAGGAGGGAUCACGAGCUCGCCACGCGCCUUGCCAAUGAGUCCAAUGGCCAAGUGGAUGAUAGUCCUCCACAGAUUCGCAAUGCACCACUCGAAGUCUCGUCUUUGGGUAAUCCAAACAGAUUGAUCAGAUCGGAGAACAUUCGUGCACAGCAGCAAUUGAUUGGAAAGCAGAAACACGAUUUAUCAAAAUGGAAAUAUUCGGAAUUACGUGAUGCAAUUAACACAUCUUGUGACAUUGAACUCUUGGAGGCUUGCCGACAUGAAUUUCACCGCCGCUUGAAGGUGUACCACGCCUGGAAGGCUAAGAAUCGCAAUAAGAGAUCCACAAUGGAUGAAAAUGAGAGAGCACCAAAGAGUGUCAUGGAGGCUGCUGCUAAGGCUUCAUCGAGAAUUCAACCACGUCAGGAGAUCAAUGCAGUGUCGGUUCAUCGGUAUUUCCGCAUACCCUUCGUCAGGCCCAAUGAUACAAAUGAUCCAGGUGGGAAGAGUAUUUAUUUGAAAGCAGAAUUGCGAGCUAACAUGAGUGUUUUGUAUACAAUAGGGAAGAAAGGUUGGUGGUAUGCUCACUUCGAUGGUCAAUAUGUGGCGCGUCAAAUGGAGCUUCACGUGGACAAGCAGCCAAUCUUGCUUGUGGCCGGAAUUGAUGACAUGCAAAUGUGCGAACUGAGCUUGGAUGAGACGGGAUUGACAAGAAAGCGCGGUGCUGAGAUCUUGGAGCACGAAUUUAAUCGAGAGUGGGAACGAAAUGGAGGAAAGGCGUACCGUAAGAUUGGAACCACUAAUAAUUGAGACAAUAAUUCUUCAUUUUAUUAGUUAUUGUCAUUAAUGGAUUUUGUGAAAUACUAUAAAUUGCACCCAGUAAUUUCCAGUCUGACAGCGUGACAAGAAUAAAAUUAAAAAAAAAACAUUCCAUUUUGGAUGAUUUUCUAAAUUUUGAUAGGUGAAAAUGAAUGUGUGAUGAAAAAACACAGCAAAAAUGAUAUGCAUCGAAAAGUAUUGUUAAAAAAAAUCAACAGUAUUUUCUUCAAAAUUUGUAGCUAUUCAAAAUAUAUGAAUCAAAAAGGACUCUUAAAACAUUUGAAUGAUUCCGUAAAUAAGUGCCUUGUCUAGAAACACACAAAAAGAUGUAGGAAAUGAAAUGAAAAUUUUAUGUACUAUUUGGGGCACAUUCCGAUAUUAUCCGAAAAGACAGAUGAUAUAAAUAUAACACGUAUUUCUUUCAAUUUAAUCAAAUGUUUAAAAUGUUUGAAUCGUUUCUUUUAGAGUGGAAAAGUUUAAUAUAUAUUUUAAAAUCUAGAUUAUAUGGUAAUUUAGAAACGUGAGUUGCUUGAAUUCUAUUUAAUGCGAUAAAAAAAGACUAAAAGAUGUUUUCCGCAUUGUCACACACUUAAUGAUAAACAAAAAGAAGUAUUAAUUUAAUAAAGGGUGGCAGAGAUUUUAGAUUUUUAUCCAGAUUAAGAUGUUAAUUAUAUACAUAUACUAGGAAUAAAUAAUAUGAAA
This is a messenger RNA of Phlebotomus argentipes, 4728 nucleotides long. RefSeq names its product myosin heavy chain 95F (gene jar). The record is from RefSeq and is a predicted model, not a curated record. Gene Ontology annotation, biological process: endocytosis; actin filament organization; vesicle transport along actin filament. Gene Ontology annotation, cellular component: actin cytoskeleton; endocytic vesicle; myosin complex. Gene Ontology annotation, molecular function: actin filament binding; ATP binding; microfilament motor activity. Bases 220 to 4017 code for a protein of 1265 amino acids. The transcript is spliced from 14 exons. Lineage: Eukaryota; Metazoa; Arthropoda; Insecta; Diptera; Psychodidae.